AUGCCUGCUCUUAAGGUCAUUUGUUGUAAUCAGACCUUGCAGGUACAUGAUAAAGCAUUAGAAGAUAAUGUUGUAAAGAAAUUACAACAAAUAGGAAACGGGAGAGAAGAACACCAACCGGCACGAGAACCGAUACCAUAUGAAUCAGUACCACAGUCAGAACCUUUGUCCAUACAGAAGCCCCCACCUGUACCAGCACCAGUUCAAAUGUCCAAAAACAAACCUGCCUCAAAAUUCAGACGUUUAUUUUCCUGGCUCAGUAGGAAGACGAGUAGUAAAAAAUCAUCUACAUCUGACGUAUUAUCGGCUCAGGAUGAAAUGGCGGAAGAAACUGCAACAGAGAACCGUGAAGAUAUAGGAGAUUUAUUCGAGAGCCAGAGUACAAGUGGUGAUAACAGUUCAACCAAAGUGCUUCCAGUUGAAUACCAAGACAAACUUGUUAACAGAAUGAAGAACAAAUCAGGGGAGACUAGAAGUGAAGAUAUGACUUGCAUUUGGGACUUUGCUGGCCAACAGCUCUACUACAUCACACAUCGAGAAAGUGAUGUUAUCAUGUAUGAUAUGACAAAUAUAGAGAUUAUUAAAUAUUGGAUGAUGUUGAUAUAUACGUACGCUGUCCCAGAUAAGACACAAGAUCAACUGCUACGAGCCAAGAAACCCCAAAUUGUGGUAGUCGGUACCCACAGCGAGAGCCUAGAAGGGACAGAUGAUGAGAAGAAACAAAAGAUUGAAAAACAGUUUGGAAUAAUAUUUGAUGAAAUCGAAGGCACGCCAUAUGAAUGUCAUGUGGUGAGGAAAAUGUAUGCCAUCGACAACAAGUUUCCAUUGAAAAGUGUGAUGCUCAAGACUCUUAAACAAGAUGUCGGCGGAUUUCUCAAGGCAAUGCCCAAAACAAUUCCGCUUACGUGGCUUAAUUUCCAAAGUAAAAUCCAGGAGAUUGGUAGGACAGCAAUACGUAUGACUUAUGUUGAGGUUUGUGAAGUUGCCACUAAGUGUGGAAUUUCUGUGGAUAACCUCAUUCACACCCUCAAUUACCUACAUGAUCUUGGAAUCAUUCUGUACUUUGAGAACAACAAACUACUGAAGCAUACAGUGAUAAUAAACCCACGAAAGCUGAGUGACAUCUUCAGGAAAAUCAUCACAGUGGUGGAACCUAAUGACCAUGAUAAAUGGGCUGCAAUGAUCAACCUGUGGAAUAAACUUGAUAAUGAAGGUAUACUGGAGGAAGAGUUAGUCAGACAUCUUUGGAGAGAUGAGCUCAGCAGAGAGGAAAGUAGCUUUGAGGUCUUCAUAGAACUAAUGAAGCAGUUUGGACUUCUCUGUGAGCAAAAGAAUGUGGGAGGCACACAACGCUCAUUUUUUGUGCCCUGUCGAUUGAAGCGUAGCAAAGAGAGUUUGUCUAUUAAACCAGACACGGAUGAGACGGUAUCUAUCUAUGUGGCCUCCAAGGAUUUCAUCCCCGAUAGUGUCUUCCAUCCUCUGGUUGUCAGCUUGAUUAGAAUGAUACAAGAUAUGGGCUACAUGGCUAAACCACAGUUAUUUAGCAACAAUGCAAUCAUCACUCUAGGACGUGAUCACAUUCUCAGCAUAGGACCAGUAGUCAUCGAUAACAAACCCUCGUUAAAGCUCGAAAUAUUGCACAAGCCUAUCGGUCGAGAGGGGGAUUCAUGUGAACCAAGUCCAAGAGUCUGUAUGCAGGUGUUGGAGUUUCUGAAGCAAGAGAUGAAAUUACUGACAUCUGGAAUGAAGCACACAGGAUAUACAUUUUGUGUCCUGUGCUGGAAAGACUCGCAAGAAACACACUUCCACGAUUUAGACGACUGCUUGAUGGACACUCACAUUCCAUGCGGGAAGAGAUUUAUAGAAACAAGGAAACUACGGAGGAUUUUCAAGAAUAAAAAACCAGAGACAGAUAAAAAUCUUGGUUAUCUGGAAGAUAAGCACUUGGUUCAUAUCGCCAGUGGCAUGGGACUGGAGUGGAAGCAACUGGGUGUCCGGUUGGGUCUUGGUUGGAACAGGAUCCAACAAAUAUGGAGCGAUCACAGACUAACGUCAGACUGCAUACUGAAUAUGCUAACAGAAUGGAAGAAUGGACAGAACUACGAGACAAAUCAAGUAAAGAUAAUGGACAGAUCUCUAAGGGAGCAAGGACUCACAGAACUUGCCUACACGGUCUUUGGCUUGCAAACGUCAGACGAUCAUUCAUCCCAUGUAAAUGCAGAUAAAGGAAAUUCUUGUGGAAAAUUACAACAGGAACACGAAGGGUACUUGAAAGAUAUCGAUAUGCUAUUUGCUUCUAAAAUGAUUGGCAGUGAUUGGAAAAAAUUAGGUACCUUUCUACGCAUGACAAAAGGUGAAAUAAAUCAAAUUGCAGCUGACUAUUCUCCGACUGUAGACGCCUGCAUUCAAAUGUUGGUACAGUGGCGAAUUAGACAGAAACAUGAUGUAAAUCACCUCGAAACAAUUAGCGAUGCACUGGAAAAACUUGAACGAAUAGAUAUCAAGGAAGAACUUCUGUCAUACUACCAGAAAAAAUAUCAUUAA
This is a messenger RNA of Anneissia japonica, 2544 nucleotides long. RefSeq lists its product as uncharacterized. Gene Ontology annotation, biological process: TRAIL-activated apoptotic signaling pathway; positive regulation of extrinsic apoptotic signaling pathway. The transcript is spliced from 13 exons. Gene Ontology annotation, molecular function: caspase binding; death receptor binding. The record is from RefSeq and is a predicted model, not a curated record. Bases 1 to 2544 code for a protein of 847 amino acids. Gene Ontology annotation, cellular component: cytoplasm; CD95 death-inducing signaling complex. NCBI's taxonomy places the organism in Eukaryota, Metazoa, Echinodermata, Crinoidea, Comatulida, Comatulidae.